Molecule: messenger RNA, 1342 nt
Organism: Puntigrus tetrazona (Sumatra barb)
Lineage: Eukaryota; Metazoa; Chordata; Actinopteri; Cypriniformes; Cyprinidae
Gene: sst3b
Product: somatostatin receptor type 5
Exons: 1
Coding region: 20-1342 (440 amino acids)
Biological process (GO): neuropeptide signaling pathway
Cellular component (GO): neuron projection; membrane
Molecular function (GO): neuropeptide binding; somatostatin receptor activity
Source: RefSeq, a predicted model, not a curated record
CUUAAUCUCUCUUAAACCCAUGGAGGUACAUCAACACCUUUCAGCUCCAGAAGCUCCAGUCUGGACGAACACCUCCUCCUCAUUCAUGAUCCCCAACCAAACCUUCCCUCCUGCGUUUCUCCUUCCGACGGAGAACUGGACCGAUGGCAGAACUCCGGAUUACUCACCAGGAGUCGCCGGGAUCCUCAUCCCUCUCGUCUACAUCUCAGUGUGCAUCGUAGGUCUGAUCGGAAACACUUUGGUCAUCCACAUCGUGCUGCGAUAUUCCCAGACCGAAUCGGUGACCAAUAUCUACAUCCUGAAUCUGGCCAUCGCAGACGAGCUCUUCAUGCUGGGCCUGCCGCUCCUUGCCGUUCAGAACGGCCUGCUCUCCUGGCCCUUCGGAUCGCUCAUGUGUCGCCUGGUCAUGACCGUAGACGCCAUUAACCAGUUCACCAGCAUCUUCUGUCUGACGGUUAUGAGCAUCGACCGCUAUCUGGCCGUGGUGCAUCCACUCCGGUCCUCUAGAUGGCGCCAACCUCGCGUGGCCAAGACGGUGAACGCCACCGUGUGGGCCGUCUCUUUCGUAGUGGUUUUGCCUGUGGUUGUGUUCGCAGGAGUUCUGCAGGACGACGGAAACUGCAGCAUCGUGUGGCCCGAGCCGGCGGAGGUUUGGAAAGCGGCGUUUAUCGUGUAUACUGCGACCGUUGGGUUCUUCGGUCCUCUGAUGGUCAUCUGUCUCUGCUACCUGCUGAUCGUGGUUAAAGUGCGCAGCUCCGGGCGAAGAGUCCGCGCCACGUCGAUCCGCCGGCGGAAAUCCGAGCGCAAGAUCACGAGAAUGGUGGUGAUCGUCGUGGCCGUGUUCGUCUUCUGCUGGCUGCCGUUUUACGUCUUAAACAUCGUGAACCUGCUGGUUCUCCUUCCAGGAGAGUUCAGAGGGCUGUAUUACUUCGUCGUAGUUCUUUCGUACGCCAACAGUUGCGCCAAUCCCAUUCUGUACGGUUUUCUGUCGGAUAACUUUAAAAGAGGUUUCCGGAAAGCCUUGUGCAGAUCGUCCAGACGCGUGGAAAACCAGGAUCAGCAGCAGGGGACGGGAAUGGUCGCGUUACCUCUAGAGGAGAUCCGAAGAGAGCAUCUGAAGGUGAGCGAAGUAGAAGAACGCAACGCAGACCGAGAGAUGACGAAACUCCGAAACGGGUGUCACGAGGACAGCGCUGCGGGAGGAAUGGAUGGGCGGUGUGAGCGCUCCAUCAGCCUGACCUCUGACCCCGCAGCUGUCCGUAAUGGAGCGCGGCGGACACACAAACACCUGCAGGACAACAGUGACGAUAAACACUCGGUCCUGGAGAUCAGCUGCUUGUAA